AUGCAAAAAACAAUUUUGGUAUCGCUCAGCUUAAUUUUUGUGGCCAAUGCCAACAUCAUUUGGCGAUACCAGAGAGCCGACGGCGAGCCGCAAAGGGAUAUUGACUUUUCUGAGCAUACAUGGACACCUCUAGGCCCCGCCCAAAUGCAAGACUACUACGGUAUCCUUUCCCAUACGUCAAGAUCGCUGCCGGAAAUUGAAAAGGAGCAACAAUCGUUUCGAUUUAUGGAGGCGCCUGUAUCCCUGAGCAAUCCGGUGUUCAAUGUGUUCUCCAAAAUGAGUGAUUUGUAUCGAUGGAUAGCAAAUAAGAAGCGAUCGCCGAUCAAUGAUAUCGAUUAUUGA
Messenger RNA from Caenorhabditis briggsae, 342 nucleotides. Lineage: Eukaryota; Metazoa; Nematoda; Chromadorea; Rhabditida; Rhabditidae. The record is from RefSeq and is a predicted model, not a curated record. The transcript is spliced from 3 exons. Bases 1 to 342 code for a protein of 113 amino acids.